UUCCUGCAUAGGCCAGCGGCCGGAUGCCUGGGCCCAUUGGGCUGGCCAGCGGCCGCCUGCGGGAUGAGCAGACUGCUGGGGGGGACGCUGGAGCGCGUCUGCAAGGCUGUGCUCCUUCUCUGCCUGCUGCAUUUCCUCGUGGCUGUUAUCCUCUACUUUGAUGUCUAUGCCCAGCAUCUGGCCUUCUUCAGCCGCUUCAGUGCCCGUGGCCCUGCCCGUGUCCUCCAUCCGGCAGCCAGCAGCAGCACCAACUGCUCUCGGCCCAACGCCACUGCCCCCAGUUCUGGGCUCCCCGAGGUCCCCAGUGCCCCACCUGGCCCCACAGCUCCUGUCCUGCCUCCCUGUCCUGACUCUCCACCUGGUCUUGUAGGUCGACUGCUCAUUGAGUUCACCUCACCCAUGCCCCUGGAGCGGGUACAGAGGGAGAACCCAGGCGUGCUCCUGGGUGGCCGCUAUACACCGCCUGACUGCACCCCAGCCCAGACAGUGGCAGUCAUCAUCCCCUUUAGACACCGGGAGCAUCACCUACGCUACUGGCUCCACUAUCUGCACCCCAUCUUGAGGCGGCAGCGGCUGCGCUACGGCAUCUAUGUCAUCAACCAGCAUGGUGAGGACACCUUCAACCGAGCAAAGCUGCUCAACAUAGGCUUCCUGGAGGCAUUGAAGGAAGAUGCUGCCUAUGACUGCUUUAUCUUCAGUGAUGUGGACCUGGUCCCCAUGGAUGACCGCAAUCUGUACCGCUGUGGUGACCAGCCCCGCCACUUUGCCAUUGCCAUGGACAAGUUUGGCUUCCGGCUGCCCUAUGCCGGCUACUUCGGAGGUGUCUCAGGCCUGAGUAAGGCCCAGUUUCUGAAAAUCAAUGGCUUCCCCAAUGAGUACUGGGGCUGGGGUGGUGAGGAUGACGACAUCUUCAACCGGAUCUCCCUUACUGGGAUGAAGAUCUCACGCCCAGACAUCCGAAUAGGCCGCUACCGCAUGAUCAAGCACGACCGGGACAAGCAUAACGAGCCCAACCCUCAGAGGUUUACCAAGAUUCAAAACACGAAGCUGACCAUGAAGCGGGACGGCAUUGGGUCAGUGCGGUACCAGGUCUUGGAGGUGUCUCGGCAGCCACUCUUCACCAACAUCACAGUGGACAUUGGGCGGCCCCCAUCGUGGCCCCCUCGGGGCUGACACUAAUGGACUGCGGUGCUUGGUGCCAAGGAUUGCCCGUCAGAGGACUGACUUACAGCCUGGCUGGCGCUGCUCUGGGAGCCCACUGAGACUGGGCUGUUUUCUGAGGGUCUUCAGUAGACCUGCCAGCUGCACCUAGAAGUUUCAGAACCCACUUUGAGGGGCUUGUGGCCUAAGCAGGCCCCUCUGGUGUGGCCCUCUGGGAUCAACCCUUCUUCCUACCCUAAUUCCCCUAGCCCAGUCCCCCUCACUGUCAGGGUCGGGCCAGCCCCUGCACUGCCUCGCGAAGUGGCUUGGACUAGGUCACUCCACCUCUCUGUGCCUCAGUUUCCCCCCCUUGAGUCCCCUAGGGCCUGGAAGGUUGGGAGGUAUGACUAGGGGGCAGUGUCUCUUCCAGGGGGAAUUCUCAGACCGGGGGAUUCCCCCAUGCUCCCAGGGGAGGGGAAACCUUUUUCAUUCCGCAUUGUAAGGGGCAAUCUUGGUGCGACCCCUGCUGAGGAGCAGCCCCAGAAGGGGACCAGAGCGGGUGCUGUGUUGCUGCCUGGGAUCUUGGGGUUGGCCUUUGCAUGGGGGUAGGGUGGGGGGUUGGAUCAGUCUGUCUAAUCCCCACCUCCCUGUCUCAGAGGAGGCAGAAGCCCCAGGGCCGGCUCUUGUUUGUACAUUGCACAGAAACUCGUGUGGGUGCUUUAGUAAAAAACGUGAAUGGAGCAGGUCCCUGUGUGUAUUCGUAGAUGAGGAUCCUGAACCUGCUUUGCAACACAGUAGGAGGACAACUGACCAGAUCUGUCCGGGGUUUCUCCAAGCUCUGGGCUACCCUAGGGGCAAAAGUUUACUUUGGGGCCCC
Fukomys damarensis (Damara mole-rat) is the source of this 2017-nucleotide messenger RNA. It is a transcript of the gene B4galt2, whose product is annotated as beta-1,4-galactosyltransferase 2. Gene Ontology annotation, biological process: carbohydrate metabolic process. The coding region runs from base 64 to 1173 and encodes 369 amino acids. NCBI's taxonomy places the organism in Eukaryota, Metazoa, Chordata, Mammalia, Rodentia, Bathyergidae. Gene Ontology annotation, molecular function: glycosyltransferase activity. The record is from RefSeq and is a predicted model, not a curated record. The transcript is spliced from 6 exons.